This is a messenger RNA of Clonostachys rhizophaga, 249 nucleotides long. Lineage: Eukaryota; Fungi; Ascomycota; Sordariomycetes; Hypocreales; Bionectriaceae. The record is from the annotation of a GenBank genome assembly.
AUGCCAAGUGCCGGUGCCCAGCAUAAGCAUAUCGGAGGUUUCGGUUUCAUCCACCCAUGGACAGACAAGGCCCCCGCACCGACUCUCACCACAUUCGAUCCGUCUGAAAGCUGGUUCCAUGGGAUGGCAAUUGGCUAUCCUGCUGCCUACAUCCUCAACCCUAACCUCCACACACAGCACAACAGGAAGCUGCCCAUAGCAAAACUCGACGAGAUGCCUAUCAUGGAACUGCCGGCCGAUGGCCCGUGA